Messenger RNA from Hydra vulgaris (swiftwater hydra), 1132 nucleotides. RefSeq lists its product as uncharacterized. The record is from RefSeq and is a predicted model, not a curated record. Lineage: Eukaryota; Metazoa; Cnidaria; Hydrozoa; Anthoathecata; Hydridae.
AGAGGUUAGUGCUAAAUGACAUUAGUGCCACCCCUUAAACUUAUUGCCGACACUCUAUUAACUUACCCUAUAUCUAUUUAGAAAUUGAACUGGUCGUUAAAUUAUAAAUACAUUACUUUAAAAAACUAAAUAUUCUUUAACAGGCGAUGCAAAGAAUAACCUAGCUGAACUUGAAAAAUGUGCUGAGUCUAUUGAUGAGCAUCAAAUAAAAGAGAUGGAAAUAGAACUUGAAAAUUGUACUGGAUUAAGUUUUGAAUGUUCAGAAAAAGCGGAUAGUGAAUGUGUUGAUAAAACUGAUGUUUUUGAUUGGGUGGUUUGUGCUGGCAUGAUUGAAAAACUUGUUUCUAGCUUUAAGGAAUGUAGUCAACUUUUAACAAAACUUAAAACAGAUUCUGAACCAAACCCAAUAUCAUUUUUAGUAGAAACUUCACAUAUUAUAAAUUUAAUUAAAAAUGAAUCUACACAAUAUUUGUUGACAACAGAAGAAGUUUUGAAUAACUUAUUAGCUAAUGAUGCAAUUGAAUCUGAAAAUAUUUCCAAUAGUAUACCUGAACAUGAUCCUGGAAAGAGAGAAAUUGUAAAAUCCUCAGCUCAAAGAAAGUAUCUUUUAAGCCUUGGACCUAACCAACCUAAAUUGGUUAAAUAUCCAAAAAACGUUGAUAUUUCAUCUGACAAACAAUGCCAGUUUACUUCAAUAUGGUUCAAUGAAUUUCCACAUUUAGAAUACAGCAUUCAAAAAGACGCAGCAUUUUGUUUUAUUUGUUCUCUAUUUCCCAAUGGACCAGAUAGAGUUUUUUCCGAUAUGGCAUGGGUUCGAAGUUGGCAUCAAAUGAAAAGUAGAGGUAAAAAAAAACAGGGUAAACUUAAACAACAUUAUUCUUCAAAAUCACAUAACUCAGCACUUAUUGAUUUUCGAAAUUUUUUGACUUCAUCCAACCAUAUUGACUGUAUUCUCAACAAGGUAAACAGAGAAGAAGCAAUUGAAAUAGAACAUAAAAAAUUGUAUCAUAAAGAAGUGAUUACUAUAUUAUUAGAUAUUACUCGUACUCUAGCACGUCAAGGUCUUGCAUUGCGCGGAGAUGCUGAUGAAGAAAAUAGUAAUUUUAAUCAAAUAGUUUUACUAAUAUCUUGA